AUGGUCGCGCCCAACUCGGUCGCCGAGAACGUCUUUGGCACGCUCGGCGCAGUAUUUUGGUCCGGGCAGCUCGCGCCGCAGCUCUGGAAGUCGUGGCGCCGCAAGGACACGGCCGGGCUCUCGACGACCAUGAUGUUCCUGUGGUACAUCAGCGGCAUCUGGCUCGGCGCCUACUGCUACACCUCCGACCUCUCGAUCCCCCUCAUCAUCCAGCCCCAGCUCUUCACCCUCUUCUCGACUCUCGCGUGGGCUCAAUGUCUGCAUUACGACUCGGGCUACAGCACCUUGUCGGCGUGGGUCGUCGCAGGCGUCGCUCUAGCCGUCGGCGGCGCGGUCGAGGCAGGGCUCGUCGUCGGGUGCAGGCACCUUCAAGACCAGGGCAACGAGCGUCUGAACACGGCGACAGGCGUCAUCGCCGCCGUCUUCGUCAUUGCCGGGCUCCUGCCCCAGUACUACGAGGUUUUCAAGUUCAAGGCCGUCAUCGGCAUCUCGCUCAUCUUCCUCAGCAUCGACCUCCUCGGCGGCGUGUGGUCGCUCCUGUCGCUCGUCUUUUCCCCACCUCCCUUCGACGCCCUCGCCGCCGUCAGCUACUCGUCCGUCGUCGGCCUCGAGAUCGGCAUCUUUAUCCUUGCGGCGCUCCUCAAUCCCCGGUACUGGCGCAACGAGCGAGCGCGCAAGCUCGAGGAGGAGGAGAAGGAGGGACGAGAGGGCGGGCAGGAGGAGCGGGAACGGGGCGAGGCUCGGAUGGCGCUCGACUCGAGGGAGAGCACGUUGACGGGUGCUGCUGUGCCGACAAUCAAGGCGAGCGUCGAGAGAGGGCCCAUGGAGGGGGCGCACAGGGUGAGCAGCCGGUCGAGCCGCCACAGCCGGGAAGGAGGGUUCGGCUGGCUCGGCGAGGACGAGGUCGGGCACGAGCACUCUCGCGCUCACGAAGCUGUCUAGAGCUAGACGUUGUAGAUCCUCGUUGUACUGCGAGGCAUGUUGGACGUU
Molecule: messenger RNA, 990 nt
Organism: Rhodotorula graminis WP1
Lineage: Eukaryota; Fungi; Basidiomycota; Microbotryomycetes; Sporidiobolales; Sporidiobolaceae
Exons: 5
Coding region: 1-942 (313 amino acids)
Source: RefSeq, a predicted model, not a curated record